Messenger RNA from Emiliania huxleyi CCMP1516, 939 nucleotides. RefSeq lists its product as hypothetical. The record is from RefSeq and is a predicted model, not a curated record. The transcript has 2 exons. Gene Ontology annotation, molecular function: protein binding. Lineage: Eukaryota; Haptophyta; Isochrysidales; Noelaerhabdaceae. The annotation marks the transcript as partial.
AGCGAGGCGGUCGAGCUGCUCGCCAGCACGCUCGGCGCGCUCACCGCCCUCGAGUCGCUCGACCUCGCCGACACUCGGCUGGGCGACAAGGGCGUCGCGCCGCUCCUGGCCGCCCUGCCGGCCUCGCUCUCCUCGCUCGAUCUCGCGCACAACCGGCUCACCGACGAGGGUGCCAAGGCGGUUGCUGCUGCGCUCGGCGGCGGAGGCAGCAAGCUCUCCUCGAGCCUCCGCCUCUCGGAGCUGUCCCUCGCGUGGAACGGAGUCGGACCGCGCGGCGCGCGUGCGCUCGGCGCGGCGCUCGGCGCGGCGGACUGCCCCCUCGCCUCGCUCGACCUCGAGUGGAACGGGCUGCUCGACCGCGGCGCGAGAGAGCUUGGCGAGGCGCUCAAGACGAACGACAAGCUGCAGCGGCUAAGGCUCGGGUACAACGGAAUCAAGGACGCGGGCGCGGAAGGUCUGGCCGCCGGGCUGCGCCGCAACGCCGCCCUCGCCCACCUCGACCUCUCCAACAAUGGCGUGGGCAGCGACGCCGAGCGGCGGUGGCGCGCGGCGCUCGCGGCGACGCCACCGCCAGCGGAUCGCUCGGCUGGCGGCGCGGCGCGCGAGCCGGCGCGGCGCGAGCCGGCGCGGCGCGUGGAGCCUCAGAGUGCGGACGAGGGCGACGAGGUGCUCGGCAUGCGCUACUGUGACCCGAGCCAGAUGACUGCGGUGGCGCUGAAACCUGUCGAUGAAGACGACGAGCGCUUGGAGUACCUUGUCUCUGGCAGGUUUGGCAGUGGUCCCGACGACUGCGGCUUCCACUUUGUAGCUUGGGUCUUUGAUGGCGAUCUCCUGGACCAUGUAGAUGCGGAGGAGGUCAAGUCAGCGAUGCAAGCGUACAAAAAUCGGAUGAACAAGGAGUUCGCAGCGCUGGCGGAUGCAUGCGACGCUGACAUGUAG